Molecule: messenger RNA, 2916 nt
Organism: Labrus bergylta (ballan wrasse)
Lineage: Eukaryota; Metazoa; Chordata; Actinopteri; Labriformes; Labridae
Gene: ecd
Product: ecdysoneless homolog (Drosophila)
Cellular component (GO): nucleus
Source: RefSeq, a predicted model, not a curated record
UGGUCGAGGGGAAUUUACAGUAGGACCUAAACAGUGACAGAAGGCGAGAGAGCAACGUUUGAACAAGUGAUUGAGGUAUUUUCUGAUAAUAUCUCGGCUCCUAUUUGGACUUCACUUGAACAACGUGUUCUGAUUCAAUAAAGACAAGAUCUUAGUUCAAUAAGUGCUACAAUGGACGUCCUUCAGAGGAGAGUGGUUCAGGAGGACAUGGUUCAGUACAAACUCUUCUUGAUCAAGCCAGCUGCUUUAACUUCACAGCAGAUUGAGGAGCAUCUCACACAUUUCGUGGAAGAGAUUUUGGCAAAGGUUGCUCCCCUCUUGAUACAAUACAUCUGGCAUCAUCAUCCUUUCAACCUCAAGUAUUUUCCUGAGAAAGGAGAUGUCCCUGCUCACAUUGGAGGUAGUACUCAGUUUGCAGACAAUGGAGACGAGUGGUUCGUUGUUUACCUGCUGCAGCAAAUUACAGAGGCCUUUCCAGAUCUUGCAGCCAGCAUUGAGGACAAUGAUGGGGAGUUUCUUCUGAUUGAAGCAGCAGAUUAUCUUCCCAAGUGGCUGAAUCCCGAUACCAGUGAAAACAGGGUCUUCCUCUAUAGGGGAGAGCUACACAUUCUGCCCUGUCCCUCCAAAUCCUGUCCAGUGGGGGCUUCAAAAGAUGUGGUACCAAGUGUGGCACAAGCUCUAGCACUGCUCUCCAACCACCCAGAGGCCUGCAGAGCAAACCCCAAAAUUUGUUCAGCCCUGAGGAAGCGACUAGAAGGGUACCCAGAAAAGAUUCAAACCUCCCUCCAUCGUGCUCACUGCUUCAUACCUGCAGGGGUUGCAACAGUUCUAGCACAGCGACCGGACCUGGUUGCCCCUGCAGUUUCAGCAUUUUACCUGCGGGAUCCGGUCGACCUGCAGGCGUGUCGAAGCUUCAAGGCCUUUCCACCUGAUACACGAGUCUUAACCUCGGUGACAUUCACACGCUGCCUGUACGCUCAGCUGCAGCAGCAACAGUUCACGCCAGACCGGAGAAGCGGCUUCACCCUUCCUCCUCGCUCUCAUCCGCAGCACAAAGCCCAUGAGCUCGGCAUGAAACUGGCCCAUGGAUUUGAGAUCCUGUGCUCAAAGUGCAGACUGCCAUCUUCAGAGCCUGAUGCCCCUGUCAGUUGUAACCCUCAGUGGAAAAGCUUCAUAAACAGUCUGAAGAACGGCUACUUCCGGGGAGAACUGGAGGGUUCGGCCAGUUAUAGAGAACUUACAAAAUCUGCAGAAAACUUCUUCAAACAGAGCGUCGCCUCCAAAUCAAGUGCGUCAUCCCCAGGAGAGGAGGUUCUCCAGCUGCUGCACAGCUGCACUCCAUUCAACUUGGAGGAGCUGAGGAAACAAGAGUCAGAGCUCCCCCUGGAGGACAGUGAUAGCUGGAUGGAUAUCACAGCACAGGACUUGGAGCGCAUGUUGCAGGAGAGGAGUGGGGGGCGGGCCGGUGUUGGCAGCCAAAAGUCCAGCUCCACCAAACAAAGGCAGCAUGUCGGGGCGGCAGAGGAGAGGAGGAAGGAGACAGAGGACAGCAGGGAGGAAGAGGACGAGGAGGCAGGUUACAGCCUGGUAGCAGUCAGUCAGGGGAUGAAGAAGUUCCUCAACGCAAUGUCAUCGCACGAGGGAGCUGAACUGCCCUGGAGCAGUUCAACUCAGCCUUUUAGUUUUGACCCUGACUCCAUGGCCAGUGCGCUAGACAAUCUUCUGGGAAGCAAAGAAGAAGAGCUCGAUUCAGAUGAUCUAGAUGAUGAAGAUGAUGAUGAGGAAGAGGAGGAGGAGGAGGAAGAGAAAGAAGAGGGUUUAUCUGGUCAUGCAGAGACGAACGGGACAGAAACUCUGGAUGGUCUCAGGAGUUACAUGGAUCAAAUGGACCAGGAGCUGAUGGGCACAAAUAUAGGACAAAGCUUCAAUGUGACGAAUUACAGCAAGGCAGGCUUUGAAAACGGCUCCCCACAUCCCUCAGCAAAAGACAAUUUGCCGACACAAGACGGGAUCGAAGACACAGACGAGGAGAUUCAGCCUCUUGAUGUCGAUCUCAAUCUGGUGACAAACCUGCUGGAGUCUCUCAGCUGCCAGGCCGGACUGGCUGGGCCGGCUUCUAACCUGCUGCAGAGUCUUGGACUACAUCUACCACCAAACUCAGACCCCUCCUAAAGGACGGGAGGUAGACUCAUCAUUAAUAAUGCAGUGGUUUCAGAAUUAGUGCCGAUGAAGCACUCAUGGGUGUUUCACAUGUCCUGCAGAGCUUUUAUUCAGAACAAAACAUGGUUUUGUGUGCAUUAAGUUUUUCUUAACAAAAAAAUGUCAUCUGCACUGUAGAUCUGUAUUUUCUUAGGAAUGAGGAAAACAUCAUAAAUAUUAGUAUCCUUUUUUUAACAGAUAUAUUCAAACCUGUUGUGUUUGUAGUUUAUAAUGUAAAAAUACGAAAAAGUUCAAGGGAGCGAUAACACAAGACAAGCUUAAAACAUUAUUAAAAACAAAUACAAUUAACACACCAAAACAAAAAACUACAAUUAUUUACAGGAUUUACACAACUUAACCUUCACUUUGAUAGCAGUGUUAGAAAGAAGACGUGUAUCCCCAGGUUCAAGUGUGAAUACUGAUGAUUGAUGUACGUGUUUUCAUCUUCCUUAAUACUGCAAAUUUAGUCUAUGAACAUCUAGAAUAACUUUGUGGAACAACUUUUAAGCUUUUAAGGCCGGUUUAAUCAGGGCCAUGCUGCAGAAGCACGUAACACAACAUGUCAUUAGUUUCCAUGUUUGAAGAAAUCACAGUGCCAGACUCAACAGCCGGUAACGUCGGGAGUUUUAAUGCAGACUGCUUUGUGUAUAGUUGACUGCAACUCGAUUCAGUUGUUUGAAAAAGAAUAAAUAUUUUUGGAAUAAAGUCUUCAUUCAG